AUGUCCAAACCCACAAAGUCUAACGGCAUCAAAGCUCCUCCCUCUUCACCCCUUCACCCCCAAACUCCUCCAGGUAGCCGUAGCCACGCAAACCCUCCGCAGCCCGAUACUAUGGAACAGCUGCGAGAACUUUUCAUGGAUGUUCUUCGUCAAGCCAAGCAGUCAUCAGAUUCUUCAGAGCCAAUUGAAGAUACCAAACCGGAGACAAACAAGAACAAAGAAGGCAACGAGGGGAAAGCUCGAGCAUCAAAGCUCGAAUAUAAGGAGGUCCACGAAGUGUGGGACAAGGACAACUCCAAGUAUAAGAUUGUGGACUCUGUGAGAGAGGACAAGGCAAUCGAUGAUCUUGACCAGUAUAUAUUUGUUGUCCGGAACCAGCUUGACAGGAUGACUAAGGAAACUAAGACCUUUGUUGAUAUCAAGUCCGAGGCGUUGCUUGACGUGCUGCGAGAAAUUGUGAGAGAUGUUAGGGCUAUCAGCUUGCGCGAGGAUAAGCCUUCGAUUGAGCGGAACUUCCUAUACAACUUCCUUCCCGACCUCGAGAAGUACAUUAUCAAGAAAAGAUGGGAUCAUGCGGACCCACGUUCGAAGCAUGUGGACCUGCUCAUCGGGUAUAUCAAGGAAACUUAUGCCUCCACAACCCAGAGCCUUUCGCCACUUCUGAAAAAGGGAGAAAUCACGUACGACCUGCUCUGGACCAUUUUCAAGCCAGGGAUCUUCGUAUAUAGUACCUGUCUGGGGACUGGCAAGCCGCGAUGUGUUAUAUUCGAUGCCGGAGAAGAGAAAACGAAAAUGAACGGGAUCAAAUACUUCAGUUUAGAUUGUCGCUAUCUGGACUUUGACGGUGAGGUAUUCGGUGAAGCCGGUACCCAGCUGGAGGUUACCGGGUUCCACGGACCCAGACCCAUUCACACCCUCGAGGCCUUCCCUCUUGAUCACCACCCCAAUAAAUCAGGUGUCAUGACGUCUAUCAUCGACUUCGGCCGGAAAUUUUGCAGCUUGAAGGGCCAGCACAUUCGCCACUGCCGCGGCCGUGCUUUCUUCAAAGUGCGGGGAGAAAUAGUCCAGAUCUGUAUCAACAGUCGUGUCAUGGUCGACUCAGCCUUCUUUCGUCAGAUGAAUCCGAACUACACCAGACCGCGGAUCAAUCAGCGGAAUGGCUCUUAUGUGGAUAAUGACGGUAUCACCCACGUUAAUGUUUCGGCGUUUUUUGACAAUCAGGACCAGCGGAUGCGAGACCAGGUGAAAAGCAAUGGGAUGAAUCCAUCCGAAAUGAAGGACGUUGACUUCCUUAUUUGCUGUCCAACGGUUUUAGGGUUCUGUUUCAACGAGAACAUCUGGAUGGAGUUUGCUGUCGCCGAUCUCGAUCAAGUCGAAUGGUCAUCCGCACCCUUCGAAAACCUCAAGAUUCCGAGUCAGCAAAGGGACACGCUCUUAGCUCUAGCAAGGACUCGAUUAGGCCUGGUGCCUAGCGUCCCCUUUGAUGACUUUGUUACUGGCAAAGGGCGUGGCCUCAACGUGCUCCUCUAUGGACGUCCAGGUCUCGGAAAGACUUUCACCGCCGAGGCAUUGGCAGAGCACUUGCAGCGCCCUCUUUACAAAGUACCUGCAGGUGAAUUAAUCGGGGAUAGAUGCCUGGAGGAUCAUGUUUCCAACAUAUUUAAGACCGCUAGCCAUUUCAACGCUAUACUUCUUGUGGACGAAGCCGAUGUCUUUUUGCAUGGGCGCUCUGUCGGCGGAGUCCACGAUCAUUCCGUGACGGUCUUCCUCCGCAAACUUGAAUAUUUUGAGGGGGUUUUGUUUCUCACUACAAACCGUGUCGACGAAUUUGACGAUGCUAUCCUCAGCAGGAUCCAUUAUAAGCUGAAGUAUGAGGCUUUGGGCCGGGAAUUCCGGAGAGAUGUCUGGAGGAGUUUCCUUUCAAAGUCGUGCACGCAUCAGGGAAGCCCGCAGCUGUCCAGUGAUGAGCUGUAUAAACUGGAGGGUUUGGACCUCAGUGCCCGAGAGAUCAGAAACCUGGCUAUGAUCGCCCAUGCACUCGCCACUGUCGGUAAAGAUCGUGUGUCUUACACCCAUCUAGAGCAGGCCGCGGAAUCGAACGAGGAAUUCGCGCGCGCAUUCAAUCGCACGGAGCGUCUCGAGACCAUGCGGACUGGGACAGAUUUCUACACAUCCUCCCCGGCUCUCAAGUUUGUGGGGGUCGGGUCUGAGGCAUAUAAAGCCAGCCCUCUUCCCACUUUGCUUCCUAUCGCUCCAUCUUCCCUUUUCUCCUCACAAAGGCCACCCAGCUUUGCAAACUACCUGGACAACUCGAACUCUAUUGACCAAGGAACAACCAUGGCUGAGAGGGCCCAGCAGCAGAGCUCUGUUGAGUCUCAGGAAAACAGCUCCCUGAGCUCUACUGGCUCAACGAGGCCGACAUCUCCGGUGCAAGCAACACGCAUUUGGGAAUUGGCAGCCCAUAGUUCUGUAUGCUGUGAAAAAAGCGCUGCCGGGAAAGCCAUCCAUAUCAUUCUUUCCAGAAAUCCACUGAAUCUCCAGCCCUCGAGACCUGUAGCGGAUUGGACUCGAUCAAUCCAUACAGCUCUUGCAGAGAGCCAACCGAUAAUGCCUUUUCAGCAAAUGUAUAAACCUCUAAGUCAGGAAGAGGUGGGCUACAUCCGGAAGAGGCUGGAAGAAUAUACGAGGCGGCAUAUCCAUAAAUUAGAUGGCUUUGACUGUGCAGUUAUCCUCGCGGACGCCAAGACCCUAUUUUCGUAUAUUGCGCUCCUGGAGUCGACGAUCAAAACCCAUCAGACCGAGCCACAAUCCAAGAAGAGAACCAUGCAACCCACUGGGGCUGCAGGCCAAGAAUGUGGAAAGAGGCGGCGACGACAUUAG
Histoplasma mississippiense is the source of this 2880-nucleotide messenger RNA. RefSeq lists its product with no specific name. Lineage: Eukaryota; Fungi; Ascomycota; Eurotiomycetes; Onygenales; Ajellomycetaceae. The record is from RefSeq and is a predicted model, not a curated record. The transcript is spliced from 12 exons. Gene Ontology annotation, molecular function: ATP hydrolysis activity; ATP binding. The coding region runs from base 1 to 2880 and encodes 959 amino acids.